Nymphalis io (European peacock) is the source of this 2181-nucleotide messenger RNA. RefSeq names its product ZZ-type zinc finger-containing protein 3 (gene Atac1). The record is from RefSeq and is a predicted model, not a curated record. Lineage: Eukaryota; Metazoa; Arthropoda; Insecta; Lepidoptera; Nymphalidae. The coding region runs from base 182 to 1144 and encodes 320 amino acids. The transcript is spliced from 2 exons.
GAAUACAGAGUCUAGAACGAUGUUUUAAUUUAGUUUGUAUUUGUUUUUGUUAAUCAUUAAUAUUUAGAAUUAGUUUCAAUGUAACUACAAGAAAAUAAUUGUGUUUGAAAAAGUAUUACAUGGCUAAUCGGACACUUACCGGUUUCUCGAUCCUUCUAAAGAAGUACUUCUGAACUCAGACAUGGAUGAAGAUUAUGAAAAUUCCGAUACUGAUGGUGAAUUUGCUUUUGAAACUGACCACUUAGCUAUAAGAGGAAACAAGGAUUAUUCUGAAUUACUAAAAUAUAUUGUUCAUUUAGAGGCUCAAAAAAUUAAAGCUUUAAAGGAUAUAGAGGAUUUAGCGGAUGCACAAAACAAGGCGUUGGAUGACCCAUUGGCAUUUAUUCAGGUUUUAAAAACUGGAAAAAUAAAUUUUCCUCCUCGGCAAGUUAUAGCUGAUAUCCCUGAGAUUGAAUGGAGUAAAUAUGGAAUUGAGUCAUCUUCUGAUAAUGACAGAGAUACUAAACCAAUAAGAGAAGAAAUAGAUUGCGGUACAAAAGUAAGAGGGCGAACAUUCACUGACAAUAAACCUGAAACAUUUAAUCAACUAUGGUCAUGCGAAGAGCAAAAAAGAUUAGAAGAAUUAUUAGAGAUAUAUCCUGAAGAACCAAUUGAAGCAAGGCGAUAUAAAAAAAUAGCAGAUGCUCUUGGCACUCGCACACCUAUACAAGUUAUGAGCAGAUUACAAAAGUACUUUGCAAAGCUCGCAAAAGCGGGCCUACCUGUACCGGGGCGAGUACCAAAACGGGUUUCUAAAGAUCGUAAUAGAUCAAUGUUUUAUAAAAAAUCAACAUUCUUCCCUCAACUUCAUGUACCUGUUAAAAUGGAAGAUCCAUAUGACAGCAGUGAGGCUCAGGAAGGCUCAUCUGUCGAUACAAAGUCAGGAAAUAAAUCAAUUAUGGAAUUACUUAGGAUGGCUAAAGAACAGAGAUUGUUAGAUGAGACUACACCGGUUUAUCAAAUGAAAACAAUGUGUGUUGGGUGUCAAAAGACAGGUUUUCUUGGAGCAAGAUGGACUGAUAAUGCUGGGACAGAUUAUUGUACCGAUUGUGUUGUUAAGCUUUUACCAGCUGAAAAACUAAUACCAGUCAGGCAAAUAACUUGACAUUAGUUUACAUUAGGUUAUAUUUUUUAACAUUUAAUAUUGUGUAAAUAUAUUCUUCAUAAGCCCUGAACUCGGAAUAUGUGUGACAUGCAAUUUGAGCAUUAAAUUAUGUGUUUUCUUCAUUUUAAUGUUUAUGCAUGAUUCUUUUAUAUAAUAGCUUUUUUAUUUUUUUUAGAAUAUAAAGAAUAAAUUAAUAAAUUAACAUUUUUCUCUCAACUCACAGGAACAAAUUAUUUUGUAUCGAAUGUUGAAAAUACACACCAAUAUGGUUCAAGAGACAUUAUUCAAAUUUAACAAUAUUUAAGUAAAUACUAACAACUUGUGAUUUUCAACAAUGCCAUAUUUAUCUCAAAUUUUGUCAUAAAAAAAAAAUAUUUAAUUUUUAGUCUUAUUAUAAAAUAAAAUAAGGAUUUAAUGGUGUUAAGUAAUAAAAUAAAAAUUCAAAUUCUUUCUAAAUAGAUUUUAGUAUAGAUAACUUAUUCACACGAAUGAAUGUUGAUUGAACUUUACAGCCUUGUGAACAAUGACGAUAAAACUAAAUAUAUCUACUAAAUCAAGCGUGAUUAUUUAUAAGGACAUUUUACAGAAACCAAAUAUAAGUAAAUAAUUCAAAAGGUCACGAAUAAGUAAAUCCAUUGCACUUAUUAUUAAAAAAAAAUUAUGUUAUUUUAGUGUAACGAAACUAUUUUUUUCUCUAUUAUGUAUCACUGACACACAAUCUGUUAACUGUUUGAUGAAACAAGAGUUUUAAUGGAGCGAUCGCGCAGUAGUGGGUAUUCGCCGCGAGUGAUGAUGAACCACUGGCUUGGAACAAUGAACACGGCCCGCAACUGGCGUUCCCUCUAGAUAGACAUACACAUGAUUCUAUCAGGCAUGGUUAGAAAUACACACAAGCGACCAUACGCGACAUCGACAGAUAUAAAAUGUUUAGGCAUCAUCAAUUUCGUCAUACAUUUCACAUACAAUCUUCGUAAACGAAUUGUUCCUUGAAUGGUGUAACCCUUUACUAAACUAAAUAAAUGCCUACAUUACUCAAU